Molecule: messenger RNA, 1904 nt
Organism: Balaenoptera ricei (Rice's whale)
Lineage: Eukaryota; Metazoa; Chordata; Mammalia; Artiodactyla; Balaenopteridae
Gene: CERS4
Product: ceramide synthase 4
Exons: 13
Coding region: 445-1626 (393 amino acids)
Biological process (GO): ceramide biosynthetic process
Cellular component (GO): membrane
Molecular function (GO): DNA binding; sphingosine N-acyltransferase activity
Source: RefSeq, a predicted model, not a curated record
UCCAGGAAGCGGCCUAGUCGCACGGAAGGGGCCGAGCUCCGGAGGACCCCGCGCCCCGCAGGGCUCAACCGGUCCCCGCCUCGGCCCCGCCCUCUAGGCCCCGCCCCCGAUCCCGCCCCGCGCUCCCCUAAAGCCUGCUUCCCCGCCCCCGGCCGAGGCGGUGCCCGGAGCAGAGUCCGCCUGCGCCGUGCGGGCAGUACGCGUCUCCUUCUCCUCUGCAUCUGCGCCAGGCGCGGUGUCCCCCGCCCCGCCGCCGGCCCCCGGUGCGCCCGGCCGCCUGAGACCCCAGACAUUCUGAGGACUUCAAGCCCAGGAAACAGCCUCUCAGGUAGCUCUAAGGAACUGCUCCAAAGAGAUGAACUUGAGAUUCAGAGAGGUCAAGUCAUUUGCCUGAGGACACCCAGCCCAAGUCUAUCCUUAACACCGGCUCUAAUAAACUUCAGUAUGUGGUCCAGCCUGAAUGAGUGGCUAUGGCAGGAGAGGUUCUGGCUACCACCCAACAACUCGUGGGCUGUACUGGAGGACCGCGAUGGCCUGGUCUACGCCCACCCCCAGGACAUGCUGAUGGCCCUGCCCCUGGCUCUGGCCCUGGUGGCCGUGCGCUUCACCUUCGAGAGAUUCAUUGGCCUGCCCCUGAGCCGGUGGCUGGGUGUGCGGAACCAGACCAGGAGGCCGGUGAAGCCCAAUGCCACGCUGGAGAAACACUUCCUUAUGGAAGGGCAGAGACCCACAGAGCCCCAGAUGAGCCUCCUGGCGACCCAGUGUGGGCUCACACUGCGACAGACCCAACACUGGUUCCGGAGACGCCGGAACCAGGACCGGCCCUGCCUGACCAAGAAGUUCUGUGAGGCCAGCUGGAGGUUCGCCUUCUAUCUGUGCUCCUUCAUCGGUGGAAUCUCGGUUCUUUACCACGAAUCGUGGCUGUGGACGCCGGUAAUGUGCUGGGACAGUUACCCACAGCAGCCCCUGAAGCCGGCCCUGUACCACUGGUAUCUCCUGGAGCUGAGUUUCUACGUCUCUCUGCUGAUCACGCUGCCCUUCGACACCAAGCGCAAGGACUUCAAGGAGCAGGUGGCACAUCACUUUGUGACCAUCACCCUGAUCGUCUUCUCCUACAGCACGAAUCUGCUGCGCAUCGGCUCUCUGGUGCUGCUAUUGCACGACUCCUCCGACUACCUGCUGGAGGCCUGUAAGUUGUUCAACUACACGCACUGGCGGCGCGUGUGCGAUGCUCUCUUCAUCAUCUUCUCGUUGGUCUUCUUCUACACUCGCCUCGUGCUCUUCCCCACCCAGAUCCUCUAUACCACAUACUACGAGUCCAUUGCCAACUCGGGCCCCUUCUUCGGCUACUACUUCUUCAACGUGCUUCUGAUGACACUACAGCUGCUGCACGUGUUCUGGUCUUGCCUCAUCCUUCGCAUGAUCUACAGCUUCUUAAAGAAAGGCCAGAUGGAGAAGGAUGUUCGCAGCGACGUGGAAGAGUCAGACUCCAGUGAUGGGGAGGCAGCCCCGGAGUACCCGCAGCCGAAGAACAGGGCAGCUCACCGGCCCGGAGCAGCCCCCGCUGAUGGCCCUCGGAGCCGGGCGGCCAGGCGGAUGGCCAACGGGCACACACCAGCCACGUAGCCGGCCGAGGACUGACCACAAGGGGCUGCCCCAGCGCCCGGCAGCUCGGAUUCGUGGGGUGGCUGGACUGGGGACCCUUGGGCUGAUUCUGUGGAGACAGGGAGGGCCCCACCCCAGGGGCUGAUGACCUGUCUCCAGCCCGUCCCUUCUGCCCACCCUCCCUCCUUCCCUCAGGCACAUGGACGGAGCUGCGGCCGGGGCAGAGGGGUGCAGGCAGCCUGGCCACUGUGAAGAGCCCCAGGCUGAAAGGGGGUCCAAUAAAACUUGACCGGAGCCAA